AUGAAUGGCCGGAACAUGGAGGAGAUGCCAUUCGAAAGAGUCAAGACCCGGCGGAGGAAGGGUCACUGUCCGGCCGGUGCACCUCUGGGCGCCAUCGCCUGCGAGGACGAGUUCAACAGCCAGGAGCUGGAGGCUCUCUUCCAGAACUACAACCUGAAGCUGGAGCAGACCGCCACCCUCAAAGCGCUGGCGGUGCUCAUCGUGGCCGCGUCGUCGCUGUCUCUCAUGGAGCUGCUGUCCAGCCCGCGUCUCACCUUGUCCAAGGGCUCCUACCCGGUGCACUGCGUGGUGUUCCUGUCGCUGUUUAUCGUCACCAACGUCAAAUACUUGCAGGUGACGCAGCUGCAGCAAAUCGCGAAGCUGGCGCUGCUGUUCAGCUUCACCUUUGCGCUGCUCUGCUGCCCGUUCCCGCUGGCGCUCGGCACGUCGGAGCUGGUGAGCGCCGCUGCCCCUGAGCAAGGCGUGUGGCAGCUCAUGCUGGUCACCCUCGUGGCUUACGUGCUGCUGCCGGUGCGGACGCUGAUGGCUGUGCUGUUCGGGGUGAUGCUGGCUGCAUCCCACUUCAUUGUCAUAGCGACGUCGGUCACGGGGAGGAAGCAGAAGCUGUGGAGACCGCUGGUGGCCAACGCGGUGCUGUUCACCAGCGUCAACUUGUCGGGGGUGUUUGUGAGGAUUCUCACUGAGCGCACCCAGAGGAAAGUCUUCCUGCAAGCCCGCAACUGCAUCGAGGAGAGGCUGAGACUCGAGGACGAGAAUGAGAAACAGGAACGUCUCCUAAUGAGUCUGCUGCCCAGGAAUGUUGCCAUGGAGAUGAAGGAGGACUUCCUGAAGCCACCUGAGAGGAUCUUUCACAAGAUCUACAUCCAACGUCAUGACAAUGUCAGCAUCCUGUUUGCAGACAUUGUGGGUUUCACCAGCUUGGCCUCUCAGUGUACAGCUCAGGAACUGGUCAAAUUGCUCAACGAACUCUUUGGGAAGUUUGAUGAACUGGCUACAGAAAAUCACUGCAGGCGAAUAAAGAUCCUGGGGGACUGUUACUACUGUGUGUCAGGACUGACCCAACCCAAGGCAGACCACGCCCACUGCUGCGUGGAGAUGGGCCUGGACAUGAUUGACACAAUCGCGUCGGUGGUGGAGGCGACAGAGGUGGAUCUGAACAUGCGUGUUGGUCUGCACACAGGACGGGUGCUGUGCGGCGUGCUGGGCCUCAGGAAAUGGCAGUAUGACGUCUGGUCAAACGAUGUCACACUGGCAAAUGUGAUGGAGGCCGGAGGGCUGCCUGGCAAGGUGCACAUCACGAGGACCACCCUGGAGUGUUUGAAUGGAGACUACGAGGUGGAACCGGGCUUCGGACACGAGAGACAUGCCUUCCUUCAGAAACAUCACAUAGAGACUUUUUUCAUCGUGCCAUCACACAGACGCAAAAUAUUUCCAGGUCUGAUUCUGUCAGACAUCAAACCGGCCAAGAGGAUGAAGUUUAAGACCGUGUGCUACCUGCUGGUGCAGCUCAUGCACUGUAGGAAGAUGUUCAAGGCCGAGAUCCCCUUCUCCAACGUCAUGACCUGUGAAGACGAUGACAAGCGGAGAGCCCUGCGGACAGCGUCGGAGAAGCUGAGGAAUCGAACGUCCUUCUCAGCCACGGCGGUGCAACACUCACCGGGAACACGAGUCAACCGCUACAUCGGGCGGCUCAUUGAAGCACGGCAGACCGAGUCAGAGACAUCAGACCUCAACUACAUCACCCUGUUCUACAGGAGCAGAGACAGGGAGCGCAGGUAUCACCAGGUGUAUGACGACCAUUUCAUCAGCGCAGUGGUUCUCUCUCUGAUCCUUGCUGCUCUGUUUGGCCUUAUCUAUCUGCUAAUGAUCCCACAGGGGAUACUGGUGCUGCUUCUGCUGGUGCUGUGUGUGUGUUUCCACGUGGCCUGUGUCAUGUACCUGCAUCUCACCAGUGUUCAGUGCCAACCAGGCUGCCUCACCAUCCAGAUCCGAACAGUGCUGUGUGUGUUCCUCGUUCUGCUCACCUACUCUGUUACCCAGGCCUGUGUGGUGGGAUGUGUUCCUUGGGGGAAGGUUGGGACAAACACCAGCCGCUCAGCAGAAGACGUCCCUGCAGAUGUCCUUGGUGUUGGACCCUCCAACAGCACGGCAGCAGACAGAGCUUGCUCCUACAUGGCGUACGCCCUGCUGUCCUGCGUGGCUGGAACCCUCACUGUCGUUCCAUACCUCCGAGUCUCCUCGCUCCCCAAGAUCCUCCUGCUCCUCCUCCUCUCUGUCACCUACACCGUCGUCAUGGAGACCAGUGGCUAUCGCCAAGCUGUGGGUGGUGGUUUUCUCCACACGCGAGGUUAUGAUCCUGUGUUGGCAGUCUUGUUGUUUUCUGGAGCUCUGGCUCUUCAUUCAAGACAGCUGGACCUGAAGCUGCGGCUCGACUACCUCUGGGCCACUCAGGCGGAGGAGGAGAGAGACGACAUGGAGAAGGUGAAGCUGGACAACAAAAGGAUCCUGUUCAACUUGCUACCUGCUCAUGUGGCUCAGCACUUCCUCAUGUCAAACCCCAGGAACAUGGACCUGUAUUACCAGUCCUACGCCCAGGUUGGAGUUUUGUUUGCCUCCAUCGCCAACUUCAACGACUUCUACAUUGAGCUGGAUGGAAACAACAUGGGAGUCGAGUGUCUGAGGUUACUCAAUGAGAUCAUCGCGGACUUUGAUGAGCUGAUGGAUAAAGAGUGCUACAGGGAUAUCGAGAAAAUCAAGACUAUUGGCAGCACAUACAUGGCUGCAGUAGGGCUGGUUCCUACAACUGCCUCCAAGGCAAAGAAGUCCAUCACCUCACAUUUAUGCACAGUGUCAGAUUUUGCCAUUGAGAUGUUUGACGUCUUGGAUGCCAUCAACUACCAGUCAUACAACGACUUUGUUCUGAGAGUUGGUAUCAAUGUGGGCCCAGUGGUGGCAGGAGUGAUUGGAGCCAGAAGGCCUCAGUAUGAUAUCUGGGGAAACACAGUGAAUGUAGCCAGCAGGAUGGACAGCACUGGAGUACAGGGAAAGAUCCAGGUGACAGAAGACGUUUAUCGUCUUAUCACGGACUACUACGACUUUGUCUGCCGCGGCCAGGUCAGCGUGAAGGGCAAAGGUCAGAUGCUCACGUACCUCCUGGAGGGCCGCAGACACGGCAGCAGGCCUUCUCAAACCCAGCAGCAGCCCUGCAAUGCCGAGCGUCGCUCAAGCGCAUUCACCCACGGUAGCGUGUGCACCAGGCUGAGCCCUGCCCCGACCGUUACCACCUAUGCUACCAUCAGGAACCUGAGCCCGAGCAUGGUCAAACCAACCGCCUCCACCAGCACCACCAGGUACCUGCCCUCUGUCCCCACGGCAAUGGUGUGA
Toxotes jaculatrix (banded archerfish) is the source of this 3384-nucleotide messenger RNA. Its product is annotated as adenylate cyclase type 1-like. Gene Ontology annotation, molecular function: adenylate cyclase activity. The transcript has 20 exons. The coding region runs from base 1 to 3384 and encodes 1127 amino acids. Gene Ontology annotation, cellular component: plasma membrane. The record is from RefSeq and is a predicted model, not a curated record. NCBI's taxonomy places the organism in Eukaryota, Metazoa, Chordata, Actinopteri, Toxotidae. Gene Ontology annotation, biological process: intracellular signal transduction; cAMP biosynthetic process; adenylate cyclase-activating G protein-coupled receptor signaling pathway.